Molecule: messenger RNA, 1353 nt
Organism: Diaporthe amygdali
Lineage: Eukaryota; Fungi; Ascomycota; Sordariomycetes; Diaporthales; Diaporthaceae
Exons: 2
Coding region: 1-1353 (450 amino acids)
Biological process (GO): 'de novo' NAD+ biosynthetic process from L-tryptophan
Cellular component (GO): cytoplasm
Molecular function (GO): indoleamine 2,3-dioxygenase activity; heme binding; metal ion binding
Source: RefSeq, a predicted model, not a curated record
AUGUCGCCUCACGCCGUCACUGAGCAGUUUCAGGACGAAGAGCUUCUCGCAUCUUUUAAUGUCACAAGCAAUGGCUUCCUUCCUUCAGAGGAGCCCCUCAAGUUCCUUCCGAACUCAUACUAUGAGCCAUGGGAGCUCUUAAUUCAUAACCUCCAGAGUCAUCUUGGUAAUGGCACACUGAGACAAAAGGUAGACCAGUUACCGGUGCUGUCAACCGAAGGUCUCAGGACGGAGCCUGAAUGGAGGAGGGCAUAUGUUAUCUUGACCCUCCUGACACACUCGUAUGUUUGGGGCGGUGACAAGGCUGCAGAGAUCCUCCCUCCCACACUAUCUGUUCCUCUCCUCGCUAUCUCCCAGCACCUUGAAGUGCCUCCAGUAGCGACAUACGCCGCCCUUAACCUCUGGAAUUUCAGUUCGUCCACAGACUGCUUCACCGACCUCGAUAGCCUCAAGUCGCCACACACCUUCACGGGCACCGAAGAUGAGUCCUGGUUUCUUUGUGUCUCGGUCGCUAUGGAGGCUCAGGGCGCCUACAUCAUGCCCAUGAUGCUCAAGGCUCUACGAGCCAUCCACACGCGCGAUUAUGACACCAUCGCUGCAGCCCUGGACGAAUUAUCUGUCUGCAUUAGGAAGGUCGGCGUGCUCCUCGACCGCAUGCGCGAGAGGUGCGACCCCAUGGUCUUUUACCACAAGAUCAGGCCAUUCCUCGCCGGAUCUAUGAAUAUGGCCGCGUCGGGCCUGCCAAAGGGCCUCUUUUACGACGAGGGCAACGGUCAGGGGUCAUGGCAGCAGUGGCGCGGCGGAAGCAACGGGCAAUCAUCACUAAUUCAGUUCUGGGAUGUUGUGCUGGGCGUGACGCACACAUCCGAUGGGAGCAAUAACCCGCACUCCAAGGGCGGAAAACCCGAGGAGAAGAGCUUCCACCAGGAGGUGAGGGAGUAUAUGCCCGGCGGGCACCGGCGUUUCCUUGAGCACAUCGGGCGGUCGGGCAGCAUACGCUCGCUAGCGAUGAUGCCGACGAGUGGAGAAAAGCAUGCGAGGAUGCAGGAGGCAUAUGCCGCGGCGACCAAGACACUGACCGAGUUCAGGAACAAACACCUGGGCAUCGUGACCACGUACAUUGUCAUUCCAUCCAGGAAACCAUGGACGGGGGACGCAGGCAAAAAGGCUGUCAACCUGGCGACCCUGUCGACAAGGCAGCAGAAUGAGAAGAAGGACGCCGGGAAGAAUGGAGCUGAUAAGGAGCUGACCGGAACAGGAGGCACGGCACUGUUGCCAUUCCUGAAGCAGGCAAGGGAUGAUACUCUGGAGGCUGGGCAACUCGUGCGGGAAACUGCCAUAGCAAAGCGAUGA